Messenger RNA from Camellia sinensis, 1508 nucleotides. NCBI's taxonomy places the organism in Eukaryota, Viridiplantae, Streptophyta, Magnoliopsida, Ericales, Theaceae. The record is from RefSeq and is a predicted model, not a curated record.
AUGUAUAUUAGAUAUUCGCAUCCCCCAAUCCAUGCAUAGAUUGUAUAUCUAUUCUCUCACACAGAUUUGCAGAUCCACAAGAGCUUGGUCGAUUUUGAUAUCGCAAUCAUGCCGACCAUCGCCGGACAUGGAUCAUCUCCGUUUGCCGCCGCCGACGAACUCAUAGCCAUCAAAGCUCGAAGAUCCGGCGAGAUCCGAUCCACCGGCGACUCCACUCCCCGAAAACGAACAUUGAGAAGCAAUUCGGCCGCAGAAGACUGCUCGAUCGCUUCGACUCCAUCUCCGAAGCUUUGUUAUCCGACGAAAUGGAAAUCUCCUCGCCGAUGUAUCAGUGGCAGCCCCAAUGGCCCUUCAAAGGUGUUUUUGCAGGGAACUGAAUUAGAAUCAAAAUCUCGCGAAUUGUUGGUGAAAAAAUUGUCUGAAAGUUUUAUUGACAAACCGAAAUGGAAUCCGAGAGAUUUGCAGCAAAUGAGUGUGGUAAAAGAGGCAUUGCACGUAUCAAGUAUGCCCUCUAUGGUUGUUUGCCGAGAAAAUGAGCAGAAAACGGUUUUGGAGUUCUGCAAGCAAUGCAUAGAACAAGAGAAGGCCGGGAGUUUGUAUGUGUGUGGAUGUCCAGGGACCGGAAAAUCACUGUCUAUGGAAAGAGUCAACGAGUCUCUGCUUGAUUGGGCAAAGGGGGCAGGUUUUCAGCCACCUGAUGUAUUAGCCAUAAACUGUACUUCUCUUACAAACACAUCUGAAAUAUUCAGCAAGAUUCUUGGCAAAAACCAACUGCAAAAGAAAACCAACAGUGCAACUUCAGCUUUACAGCAUCUUCAGAGCUUGUAUUCUCAAAAGCAGCAAUCAACUGGCAUGAAAAUGACGCUGAUUAUUGCUGAUGAGUUGGAUUAUUUAAUAACUAAAGACCGGGCUGUGCUUCAUGAUCUUUUUAUGCUCACAACUUUCCCAUUCUCUAGAUGUAUAUUGAUAGGAAUAGCUAAUGCUAUAGACCUAGCAGACAGAUUUCUUCCAAGACUGCAGUCAUUAAAUUGCAAGCCUAUGGUAGUAACUUUUCGGGCCUACUCCAAGGAUCAGAUCAUCUUGAUUCUUCAGCAGAGGCUAAUGGCACUUCCUUACACUGUCUUUCAACCACAAGCCUUAGAACUAUGUGCCAGAAAAGUUGCGGCUGCAUCUGGAGAUAUGAGGAAAGCUCUGUGCAUCUGCAGGAAUGCAAUUGAGAUGCUAGAAGCAGAGCUGAGAGACUCUGCUUGCAAUUUGGAUUUGUCAUCAGCAGGGAAUGGGUACUCUGAUCAACGAAAAACGCCAGUUCAGGGGCUAAUAAUGCAAGAAACUGAUAUUGUAAGAACUUGUUAUUUUCAUCAAUUUUAUCCAUUUCAAGCAUAAACAAGUUAAAACCAAGUAUCUUCUUAAUAUGCAUUCUGCCCUGUUAUAUAAUAAUUAUCUGAACUUGUAGUGAUGACCAGUUUUCUUAUUAAUAAUCUAUAAGUCACGAAUAUCAUGAAUUGAAU